ACAAAAUCCAACAUAAGGAUCCCUCCAAUCAACCGUCAAACCCUAAAUCAGCGGUGCUUAAAUCUCACGCAAAUAUCUUAACCUACUCCUUUCACUAAACAAAACUCUGUUUUUUUUUUUUUUAAAUUAUUGUUUCUCUGCUGAGAAGUGUAGAAAAUUUAAGAAACCCACAAGUCUCAAGCCAUAGUAAUUUAAAAAAAAAUUCUAAAAACUUCUUAUUUCCCAACAAAAACCCGUGCUCUUCUAAAAUAACUAGAAAUUGUUUUCCUCGUUCGAAAUUACUUUGAUCAUCGCCUAUUACCAGCGUCACCGCCAAUCGGAGCUAGGGUUUGUGACUAUCUUUUUAUUUCUCUAAUAGUACUCGAUGGAGGAGUGGCCGUUCCACGACGGCAACGUACACAAUCUACUCGAGAGCAGGCACAUCGAUAUUCGCCAGAAUCGCCACGAUGUUGAUAACGGUUUUCAGAUGCAUUCGUCUUUGAUUGGGAGGCUUUCACUGGAACGAGAAUUGGAGGGACAUCGGGGUUGUGUAAAUGCUGUGGCUUGGAAUUCAAAUGGUUCACUUUUGAUUUCUGGUUCUGAUGACGAACUGAUUAAUAUUUGGAGCUACUCUGGUCGAAAGCUUUUGCAUUCUAUAGAGACAGGGCAUUCUGCUAAUAUAUUUUGUACAAAAUUUAUUCCUGAAACUUCUGAUGAGCUUGUGGUCUCUGGAGCUGGAGAUGCGGAGGUUCGAUUAUUUAAUUUGUCUCACUUAAAUGGGAGAGGGCUCAAUGAUGGUGCUAUUUCUCCAUCAGCACUCUAUCAGUGUCACACAAGAAGGGUUAAAAAACUAGCGGUUGAAGUUGGAAACCCCAAUGUGGUCUGGAGUGCCAGUGAAGAUGGAACUCUGAGACAGCAUGACUUUCGGGAGGGCACUUCUUGUCCUCCUGCAGGAUCUUCUCGCCAUGAGUGUCGCAAUGUCCUACUUGACUUGCGUUGUGGGGCAAAGAGGUCAUUAGCUGAUCCUCCUGGACAUACACUGGCCUUAAAAUCUUGUGAUAUUAGUUCUACUAGACCUCACUUGCUCCUUGUUGGUGGGAAUGAUGCAUUUGCUCGUCUGUAUGAUAGAAGGAUGCUGCCACCACUGACCUCCUGCCGGAAAAGAUCAUCACCACCUCCUUGUGUUAAUUAUUUUUGCCCAAUGCAUCUUUCUGAUCAUGGACAUUCAAGUUUGCAUUUAACUCAUGUUACAUUUAGCCCUAAUGGAGAAGAGGUUCUACUUAGCUAUAGUGGGGAGCAUGUUUAUCUAAUGAACAUAAAUCAUGCUAGUGGGAGUUUAAUGCAAUAUUCCUCGGGAGAUGCUUCAAAAUUGAUGACCUUCACUCCUGUACUAAAUAGACUAGAGCACCAGCCACUUGUUUCCAAUGUCUUCCAAAAUGGUCUCCAGAGGAGAAACAACAUUGCUGCAAGAAUUGAAAAAUGCAGGAUGUUGGUUGAAAUGGCUAAAAGAUCCUUACAGGAGGGGACAAAUAUUUUCCAUGCAAUCGAGGCAUGCAAUGAAGUCUUUGAUGGACAUGCUACUGACAUUGGGCCCACUCUAAGGCAUGAAUGUUUUUGUACACGUGCUGCCUUGUUGCUGAAGCGAAAGUGGAAAAAUGAUGCCCAUAUUGCCGUUAGAGAUUGCCAUAGUGCUCGAAGAAUAGACAGUUCUUCCUUUAGAGCUCAUUACUGUAUGGCUGAGGCUUUACAACAGUUGGGAAAACAUAAAGAAGCUUUAGACUUUGCUGUCUCAGCACAAUGUUUAUCUCCAUCUGAUAAUAUGGCGGCCGAGAAAGUGGAGAACCUAAAAAAACAUCUUGCUGCAGCUGAGGCUGAAAAAAAUAACAAGGCAAGUGAUGUGGUAUCUAAGUCUGAACCUCGAACUGGAAGGGUAUUGUCAUUGAGUGACAUACUCUAUCGCUCGGAAGCUAAUAGUGAUGCUUCACAAGAUGGUCUAAGAUCUGAAAGAGAAGAUUCUGAUUAUGAUGAAGAGCUGGAGUUAGAUUUUGAAACUUCAAUAUCAGGUGAUGAAGGACGUGAUGUUGAAUCCAAUAUACUACAUGGAAGUUUAAAUCUUAGAAUUCAACGACGAGUUGAUUCAACAAGGGCAACUUGUGGAAAUGGUUCAUUUGCAUCUCCGUCCUCGUCAUCGCAAACUGAUAGAGCGGCUUAUCAGCCCGAGGCAGUUAUUGAUAUGAAGCAGAGAUAUGUUGGCCACUGCAAUGUUGGAACCGACAUCAAACAGGCGAGUUUCCUUGGUCAGAGAGGUGAAUAUGUUGCUAGUGGGAGUGAUGAUGGGAGGUGGUUUAUUUGGGAAAAGCGGACUGGUAGGCUGAUAAAAAUGCUUCUUGGAGAUGAUGCUGUUGUAAACUGUGUGCAGUGCCAUCCAUUUGAUUGCUUUGUGGCAACCAGUGGGAUUGAUAACACAAUAAAACUAUGGACUGCUGCUGGUGGGUCAGCAGGGCCAGAAACUUCUGUAUUAGAGGCAAUGGAAAGUAAUCAACGCAAGUUAUGUCAUAAUCGUGAAGCUUUCCUUAAUGUUAUUUGCAGGCCCUUUGAACUUUUGGAGCGGUUUCGGAUGCAAGAAUUUUCUGAAGGACCCUUGCAUCCAUUUGAGUGUGCCCAGAGCUAGUCAGCUUCUUAGCUCUUACAAAAGUAUGCAGGUUUCUGUCAUGCAGACAGCACUGCACAAAAAAGAAUGGAUCUUUGGUAACACAUGAUCUAGAGGAGGAGGUACGUUGAAUUAUGAAGCCUCGUAAAUUAGUUGAUGAUUGAAAGCGUUUGGGAAUUGUUAGAAUAAAUUAAGAGAUUGAAUGAAGUAUACCAAGUCCCCUUAAUUAAUUGUAAAGUAUCUCAAAUCAGUUUUUUGAUGUAGAUAUUCGUUUUUCUUUCCCUAUUUGCAUUUUUUUCUCGAAGAGCGUAUGAUUUGUCUGUCCAUCGUUGGAGAUGUUCCUGUAUAUAGUUGAGGAUGCUUGUCAUUUCAGUGUAAAUGUUAUUUUUACACCCGCCUUGUUUUCAGUCUCCGUCUUAGUUGCUGAAUUAUUCAUUUGGCUGGAAUCUGUGCCUUGACCUCUUCAAAGGGAAUUUGAGAAUCUCUUAAAUGAUCAAACAGCGGUAGAGUGGAGUGGGGUCUGGUCUCUUUCUUGAUUUCGGGAUGCCUUUGAAUUUGAUAAUUUAAAGCAGCCGAAUUCUAAUGGCCAUGCUUGUGCUCUAUACUUUAAAACAUCUACUUUCCAACGUUACGUGUUGGGAAUAGGAAGUGGUUAGAAAAACUAAUAGAGCGGAGCGGAGUCGAUGGGUUUGUGGCUUUGAUCGGAAAGAAAUG
Messenger RNA from Durio zibethinus, 3343 nucleotides. Its product is annotated as protein ALTERED SEED GERMINATION 2-like. Gene Ontology annotation, biological process: negative regulation of fatty acid biosynthetic process. Gene Ontology annotation, molecular function: protein binding. Gene Ontology annotation, cellular component: cytoplasm; Cul4-RING E3 ubiquitin ligase complex. The record is from RefSeq and is a predicted model, not a curated record. NCBI's taxonomy places the organism in Eukaryota, Viridiplantae, Streptophyta, Magnoliopsida, Malvales, Malvaceae.